Molecule: messenger RNA, 1661 nt
Organism: Magnolia sinica
Lineage: Eukaryota; Viridiplantae; Streptophyta; Magnoliopsida; Magnoliales; Magnoliaceae
Exons: 6
Coding region: 174-1379 (401 amino acids)
Source: RefSeq, a predicted model, not a curated record
UCAGCUAACUGCGUCCGUCUCUAUGGGUUAGUUCCCAAUCUCUCUUCAAACUGUCGUACAAAAAAAAAAAAAAAAACAACCAGAGAAUAGAAGGAGAAGCGGAGUAUCCAACCAUAAAAUCAACCCAUGCGGCCGAGGCUGGUAGUAUGUAACAGAAAUCAGUGCCGACGACAAUGGUGGAGAGAGUGAAGACGUCAGAAAACCCUUCGUUCGCCGCGACGAACGAAAACCGUAUAAUCUGUCGCGUAUGCCAAAAGCAAUUUUCACAGUAUACUUGCCCAAGAUGCAACUGUAGAUAUUGUUCCCUUCAAUGCUACAAGAGGCAUAGUCUUCGCUGCACAGAAUCUUUCACAAGAGAAAAUGUUGUAGAAGAGCUGCGUCAGAUGCAACCUGAAGAUGAAACAAAACGUAAAAUGCUAGACAUUCUCAAACGAUUCCACUCAGAAGAAGACAUGGAUUGCAUUGAUGAAGAUGAUAUCAUGCUGUCAGAGGAGACUAUUCAAAAAGUUUUAUCUGGAAAUCAAGUCAAUUUGGAGGACCUGUCUCCAGAGGAAAUGAAGCAGUUCCAAAGAGCAGUGGCAUCUGGGGAGCUAAGCAAACUGAUAGAGCCAUGGAAUCCGUGGUGGUUGAUGCCUUCUGCAAGAACAAUCUCUCUCAGUCAAGAAGGAACUCAGCUCGUGCGAUCAGCUGACAACGAGCAACAAAUGGACAUCUCACAACAAGUUAGCACAGAAGGGCAUCUGAGUGAAAUCCCACCUGGGCCCACAACUCCAUUGUCACGUGUCAGCGAGUUGAUUCGGUCAGAACCGUCACCACUUUUAACUGUCCACUUGGUUGAUGUUCUAUUCAGCUACUGCUUUACCCUCCGUCUCUAUAAUGGAGAUUGGCAAUCUGACCCCUUAGGUGCAGCAAUGGUCGCGCUCGACAUUUCAUCUGUCUUGGGUCAAGAUGGCAAGCCGGAAACUGUGGCGGAGGCUCUGGCCUGCUGCAUGGAGCGCACAUGCUCUCCGACUUACAGACAUGCAGGAGGGUUGCAGUUUGGAUGGGGCCUGAUUGACGAUGUCAUAACCCUGCUUUCUCUAGGUGGAGCUGCUUUAAUUUGUGCAUUAUGUGAAUUACAGAGGCUGUUACAAGCUGGAGAGAGAGAGCUCAAGUCCGAGAGGAGGAAGGCGAAGAAGGGUGAAAUGAGUAAGCUUAGGCUCGCUGAUCGGAAAGUGUACUUUCUGAUGUGUUGGGUUCAUGAGCAACCAGCAGAAGAAUGGUCAUCACUGUCUGCAAUUGUAGGAGCGGAAAGGGCUUCUGUUGCAGUGUUGGAGCCUGUGAAAAUUGUGGGAAAGGAAGAAUGUAAAGGCAAGGGUCUAAUUGAGGAGAUUGAGUGAGUCUUUGUAAAUUAUACACACGCACUUUGGCAGUGUUUCUCAUUUCCGCCUGGAAGAUGCUAAUCAUACGCACGCAUGUACUCUGAUCAGUUCAUGUAAGCCAGGUACUUUGAUCAACUGCCUAUGUGAUAGAUCAAAGCAUUUGUUGCCCCUUUUUCUCACGCCCAUUAGAUUAGCAGGGCUCUUGUUAGCCAUAAGCAAAACCAAACUGUACAAUUUAUCUUUUGUGUACUGUAUAUUCUUAUUAACGUUAGUUAGGAGAGAUCCUGUAUUGUUUGGCGA